CAAAUUAUGGAAUCUACUACCACUUUUCUACAAGAAGGAAGAAAUUUUGUCUAUGUUGACUCUUUGGCUGAAGCCAUCUUAAACCAUGAUGCUUCGACUGAUACCUACACUAUUAAGGAUCCUUUCCCAAGCAACAUUAAGAUUCUUGACUGUAGUGCAGGUGGAGGGAAAGAUCAGAAAUUCAAGGAAGAGAGGAUCCCUGGAGCUCAGUUCUUAGAUCUCAAUCAAAAAUUCAUUGAUCCUGAUGGCAAGUACCCAUCUGCCUACCCAACAGAGGCGGUUAUCAAGCAUCGUCUGGGUGAGCUAGGAGUUUCCAAGGAACACGACAUUGUAUGCUAUGUUCAGGAUACAGCUACAAGGUUCUCUACAAGAGCCCUAUUCAUCUUCAAGAGCUUUGGAUUUAAGAGAGUAGCUAUCUUAGCUGGAGGCUUCGAGCAUUGGAAGAGCAAGAACUUCCCUGUAGAUACUUCAGAGCCAGCUGAAGAAGAAAAGACUGAGUUCGAAGGCGACUUGGAGGAUGCUGACUCCCAUCUUGUAACAUACGAAGACGUCAAGGCAAUGGAAGAGGAUACUGAGAACAACCUGAUCAUUGAUGCUAGACCUGCUAAUGAGCAUAAUGGAGAAGUUGAUCCUGCAUAUAAAGAUGCUAAGAGAGGAAAGAUUCCUAACUCCGUCAACAUCCCUUCUACUGAUAUCCUCAAGGAGGAUGGAUCCUUUAAAGAUGUAGAGGAGCUUAAAGAGAUCUUUGAUAAGUCAGGCGUUGACAAAAAGAGAAAGCUUGUGUGCCAUUGCAAUGGAGGAAAUCAGGCAACAAUAGUAGCAGUCGCUCUCCAAGAAGCUGGAUACGAAAAUAUCAAAUUAUACGAUGGAUCUUGGAAUGAAUACGGAUCUAAACUGGAGUAA
Molecule: messenger RNA, 903 nt
Organism: Moneuplotes crassus
Lineage: Eukaryota; Ciliophora; Spirotrichea; Euplotida; Euplotidae
Source: the annotation of a GenBank genome assembly